AUGGAUGAUGGCUCUUUGUUUGAAUUACCUGAGGCAAAGGAACUCCGUUAUGAGUUGAGAGAACUUCGUGAUACAGUGGAUGAGCUUUCAGCUUCUGUAGAGGAGAUUCAAAAACGGUUGAAUCGAAGUGUCAACACGGAGGAUAUCAUGCGAACUCUCAGUAAUGAAUGUUUUACGUUGGAUGUCAAGAGCUACACAUACGAACUUUGUCCCUUUAAGAAUGCUCAUCAGUACGACAAGGGGACACAGAACGGUCCAAGUCUGGGUAAGUGGGGGAAGUUUGGCGACAAUACGUACUCUCUUUGGGCGAAUGCAAGCGAUUAUACUCACAUGAUAUACGAAGAAGGUGAACGAUGUUGGAAUGGAGCACUACGAACGACUGAUGUUCAUGUGUUGUGUGGUUCAGAAAAUAAACUGACUCAAGUUGAAGAGCCAUCGAUGUGCAGAUAUAGUAUGGUGUUUCAAACACCUGCUUUGUGCGAAUGA
Molecule: messenger RNA, 486 nt
Organism: Trypanosoma conorhini
Lineage: Eukaryota; Euglenozoa; Kinetoplastea; Trypanosomatida; Trypanosomatidae
Product: putative protein kinase C substrate protein, heavy chain
Exons: 1
Coding region: 1-486 (161 amino acids)
Biological process (GO): N-glycan processing
Cellular component (GO): glucosidase II complex
Source: RefSeq, a predicted model, not a curated record